Messenger RNA from Mucor mucedo, 387 nucleotides. RefSeq lists its product as uncharacterized. The record is from RefSeq and is a predicted model, not a curated record. Gene Ontology annotation, biological process: regulation of actin cytoskeleton organization. The coding region runs from base 1 to 387 and encodes 128 amino acids. Lineage: Eukaryota; Fungi; Mucoromycota; Mucoromycetes; Mucorales; Mucoraceae. The transcript is spliced from 3 exons. Gene Ontology annotation, molecular function: actin filament binding; calmodulin binding; GTPase activator activity. Gene Ontology annotation, cellular component: cytoplasm.
AUGGCAACACAGCCGAAUCCUUUGAAAAGGCUAUCUGUUAUGGCCGGUAAAAAAGGCCUUACAGAUCUUCAUAUACCCACCAUUACUGAGGAUGCUCAAGACGUAGUUGGUCGUAUCCGACUUCAAAAAGAUGAAAGGAUCAACACCAGUCAAUGGAUGGACAAACAAAGAAACAAUUUGUUAGCCUAUGAGUAUCUUUGUCACAUUGGAGAAGCAAAAGAAUGGAUAGAAGAUUGUUUACAGUAUGAAAUUGAUCCCAUCAUCAAGCUGGAGGAAUCCAUGCGAAAUGGUAUUGUUUUGGCCAAACUCUCCGAAUGGUUUUCUCCCGGUAUUGCGCGCAAAAUAUUUCAGGUACACCAUAUACAUUUGUUUCGGUUCAUCAUAUAA